Molecule: messenger RNA, 11285 nt
Organism: Plutella xylostella (diamondback moth)
Lineage: Eukaryota; Metazoa; Arthropoda; Insecta; Lepidoptera; Plutellidae
Source: RefSeq, a predicted model, not a curated record
CGUCGCUCCGUUCGCACAGAUAAAGAUAUGUACAACAUCACGUAAAUCUAUUUAUUUCCAUCCCCCCAGACUCCAGACGAAGCCAAAUAAAUAAACAAAGCGCGAUAAACAUAUAACAACAGAAGUAAGGAGAAAUAAAAUCAAUCCAAUCAGAAAUACAAAUAACAAUCGACACAAGUACCAGGAGGCCAGAGAUCAACAGACACUUAUUUACUCGCGAUGUAACCAUGGGAAUAUCUGUAGCUCGAUGGUUCGCGUCUCAUUAGCUUUCCCAAUAAAAUAAUUGUGAGUUUGCGGGCGGGCGGGGGCGCCCGGGCUCAGUGCUCCGCCGGCCGCCGUGGCGCGCGCAUCUCCCGCCCUCCGUGCUCUCCUGGUCCGCAUGGUGCGAAACACCCGGCCUCCCAGCAUUGUGUGUCAAUAACUAACCUCGCAAAGAAACCCCAGUUAUCGCAGUGGUGUUACGCUAGCCCAGUGUUUUCUGGGCAACCUACAUUGUGUCAACCGAAGUGCCAAAACAGAUCUACAUAAUGGAAAUAUACAUCAUAAUGGGAGUAGCUAUUCUCCUGUAUUCGUUCUUGACCUACGUCUUCAACAGUGACUGCUGGAAUAACCCUGAUGGGUUCAGCAAGUGCACCUGUGAAGACUGCAAGAGUCUCUGCUCUUACCGCGCGCCGUCGGUUCUGUCUGUUUCCUCAAAAAUCGACGUCGAGCGCCCUUGAAUCUCCUCCAAGUCUCUACCACCCUAGUCACUAAACUAGUCUUCCUAAGUGAACCAGUGCCAAAUUCAGUGUUUCCAAUUUCCAAUCCAGUGCCAAAGAAACUGUGCCAAAGUUACGUAAUGUGUGUGUGAUAAAAAACCUUCCAGUGCGUUCUGUGUUCCUGGUAGGAAUGAUUCAGUGAGGUAGGGGGCAUGGACCCGUUGGCCCGCCUGAUGGAGGGGGCCCCGUUGCCGGGAGUGCUGGGUGCCACGAGGGACGUGCGGCCCCGUGGUGCCCUGGUACACGCCAGCCUCGCCGCCGCCCCCGCGCUUGGAGACAAGAAGGGCCGCCAUCUCACCGGGACGUUCUGUCUCACCGGAGACACUAUGGAAGGCAUCAUCCAGUGUCUCGUCUUCUUGAAGGCAUUUUCGCUGGUCGGUGGCGAGUUCGAUAUGGAGCUGAACUUCGUGAUCCAAGACGCGCAGAACAUCCAACACAUGCUUGAGCUGCUCGACCACUGCCCACCGAGCCUUCAGGCGGAGAUAUGGUCGGUGUUCAUAGCGAUCCUGCGCAAGAGUGUGCGCAACCUGCAGGCGUGCACCGACGUGGGGCUCAUCCAACAUGUCCUGCAGAGACUACCCAAGGCGGAGACUGUCGUGGCAGAUCUCCUGAUAGAGAUGCUGGGGGUGCUCGCCAGCUACAGUGUCACGGUCAAAGAGCUGAAGCAACUCUUCAGUGCCAUGAAAUCUGUCAAUGGCAAAUGGCCGCGACACUCAGCGAAACUCCUGAACGUGCUGCGUCAGAUGCCCCACAGAAACGGACCCGAUGUGUUCUUCAGCUUCCCGGGACGAAAAGGCUCCGCGGUGGUGCUGCCCCCGCUGGCGCGCUGGCCCUACGAGGCGGGCUUCACCUUCACCACGUGGUUCCGGCUCGACCCCAUCAACUCCGUCAACAUCGAGCGGGAGAAACCGUACUUGUACUGCUUCAAAACCAGCAAAGGAGUCGGCUACACGGCACAUUUUGUGGGCAACUGCCUGGUGUUGACAUCAAUGAAGGUGCGAGGGAAGGGGUUCCAGCAUUGCGUCAAAUACGAGUUCCAACCAAGGAGGUGGUACGCAAUAGCAGUGGUGUACAUCUACAACCGCUGGACGAAGAGUGAGAUCAAGUGUCUCGUGAACGGCCAACUGGCGUCCAGCACUGAGAUGGCCUGGUUCGUCUCCACAAAUGAUCCUUUCGACAAGUGCUACAUCGGUGCUACGGCUGAGCUGGACGAAGAGAGGGUGUUCUGUGGCCAGAUGGCUGCCAUAUAUCUGUUCGGGGAGGCGCUAACCACACAUCAAAUCUGCGCAAUGCACCGGCUAGGCCCCGGGUACAAGAGUCAAUUCCGUUUCGACAACGAGGUCAACAUCAGUUUGCCGGAAAAUCACAAACGGGUGAGAGAGCCUGCGCCGUCGCUUGCCCCCGCUGAGAUCCCCGACCCCCCCGAUAUCCCAGACCUCCCAGAAACCCCUGAAAUCCCCGCUUCGGCAGAAGAAGAUACCAGGGAACCAGAAGUGGACGCAGCUAGCGUGGUGGUCAAGGACGACGCCACGCCGCGAGGCCGCCGCACGGCCGACGAGGCGAAAGAAGUGGCUGCGGCGCAUGCGUCAAUGCUCGUAGAUAUUGAAGCAUGCAAGCGUGUGCUGUACGACGGCAAGCUCUCAUCAGCCAUCGUGUUCAUGUACAACCCCGUCGCCACUGACGGACAGCUCUGUCUUCAGUCGGCGCCCAAAGGAAACGUGUCGUACUUUGUACACACGCCUCACGCUCUGAUGCUGCAGGAAGUAAAAGCAGUAGUGACACAUUCCAUACACAGCGCCCUGAACUCAAUAGGAGGUGUGCAAGUGUUGUUCCCCUUGUUUGCCCAACUGGAUCUACCCCACGACGCGCCUGCCGGAGAUUUGAAAAGAGACCCCUUACUCUGCUCGAAACUCCUUGGCUUCGUGUGCUCCCUGGUAGAGUCGUGCAGUACGGUGCAACAGCACAUGCUGCAGUGUCGUGGGUUCCUGGUAAUAUCGCACAUGUUGCAGCGAUGCAACAGGGACCAUCUGACCCCGGAUACUCUGGCUUCGUUCCUACAUCUGACGAAGCAUCUCGUGACGUCAUGCUCCCCCAACUCGGAUCUGCUACUGAAACAGUCUUUCUGUCAAUCCUUUUUGACUUGGCAGCUGUUGGACCACAUUCUCUUCAACCCUGCUCUGUGGAUCCAUACCCCUGCUGCAGUGCAGGCCAGGUUAUACUGCUAUCUGGCUACAGACUUCUUGGCAGAUGCCCACAUAUACGGAAGCGUCAGAAGAGUCAGUACCGUGCUUCAGACAGUGCAUACGCUGAAAUACUACUAUUGGGUGGCGAACCCCCGCGCGAAAAGUGGCAUCAGUCCAAAAGGUUUGGAGGGACCGAGGCCAGCCCACAAAGACAUUCUUACAAUCCGAGCGUACAUCCUAUUGUUCCUCAAACAACUGAUUAUGAUCGGGAACGGGGUGAAGGAAGACGAACUGCAGUCCAUUCUCAACUAUCUGACUACUAUGCACGAGGACGAAAAUCUACACGACGUCUUGCAAAUGCUGAUCUCACUGAUGUCAGAGCACCCUAGCUCUAUGGUGCCAGCUUUUGAUGCUAAGGGUGGAGUGCGCACGAUCUUCAAGCUUUUGGCAUCUGAGAGCCAACUGAUAAGACUGCAAGCGUUGAAGCUACUUGGCUUCUUCUUGAGCAGAAGUACACACAAACGCAAAUACGACGUGAUGUCGCCGCACAACCUAUACACGCUGCUCGCAACGCGAUUGGGCGCCGCCGGCGAAGGGUUAACUCUUCCAGUCUACAACGCCCUCUAUGAGCUACUGACGGAACACGUUGGUCAGCAGAUAUUGUACACUUCGCACCCCGAACCGCAGCCGCAUUUCCGACUGGAGAAUCCGAUGAUCCUUAAAGUGGUGGCCACACUGAUCCGGCAAUCGAAACAGACGGAGCAACUUUUAGAAGUGAAAAAGCUGUUCCUUUCCGACAUGACUCUCCUAUGCAGCAACAACCGUGAGAACCGUAGGACGGUUCUACAGAUGUCUGUUUGGCAAGAAUGGCUUAUAGCUAUGGCGUAUAUCCACCCGAAGAACGCUGAAGAACAGAAGAUAUCGGAUAUGGUUUACUCACUGUUCAGGAUGUUGCUUCAUCACGCGAUUAAACAUGAGUAUGGAGGAUGGAGGGUGUGGGUGGAUACGCUUGCCAUUGUGCAUUCGAAGGUCUCCUACGAAGAGUUCAAGCUGCAGUUCGCGCAAAUGUACGAGCACUACGAGCAGCGGCGCGCCGACAACAUCACGGACCCGGCGGAGCGGCAACAGCGCCCCAUCUCCACCAUCUCCGGCUGGGACCGGCGCCCGGAGCGGCAACGUCGCGACCACCGCUCCGUCCUACACCACGCCGCUCAAACGGAAAUAGGCAAAGGACUCUCCCUAAGAGAAGUUGAGUCCUGCAAUUGCACCGAACGGACUACAGACGAAGUGAUCUACAGUGAUGUGUGUAAAGUGCAUUCGCCAGUGAAAGAAGCCGGUUGUGAUAGUGUUGUGGAGCAUGCGUUAGAUGAGAACAGUGUAGAUGAUAAUGAGAGCGAGAAGAAGGUGAGUAAUGCAGAGAAUGAGCUAGUGCAGUCGAUUGUGGAUAGCAAACUACUGGAAAGUUCCGAGUCGGGUAUAGGCACGAUUGAUGAGAAAACGGAUAAGCCGUUGACUAGACAAGGGAGUCUUGAUUACAUUCCUGUGAGAGAUGUCGGUGAUAAUGUGUUGAAAGAUGAUAAUACGGAUAAGAGUGAAGGUAUGCCGUCAAGUCUGUCCAUCAGUGAAACGGCCAGUCCCGAGAGAAUGGCCGACGCGCUGCAUGUGGCGACAGAAAGAGAAUCUGAACUUUCAGAUCCGUCCGAGUUAUACCUUACCCCGAGUGAAGCUACUAGCCCUAAGAAGACAUACGAUAAGACUGAUUCAAACAUUCCAGAUGAUGACGAUAGUGACCCUAAGAGUAUAGCAAUUAAUAUCGUAAAUGACGUACUGACAGCAGCGCUUGAAACUGUAAGGUUAAAAGCUGAUGAUGACACAGAUUCCGGAGCUAUAUCCGGAGGACUACAUUCCGAAGGCAAUACGCCUAAUGGAAGAGAGGAGUUGGAGCCAGAACCAGAAAUGGAUGACAUUGUCGACGACAAACAAGAAGCAGAGCGGCUUGCAACGGAAAUAAUAACUGAAAUACUAUCGACUGUGAUAACAAAAUGUGAAGAGAAGACUGUAAUCGAACCAGAAAAUAUUACGGAAGACGCUGACAAUAGCCCUCAAAGAGUGAUCCCGUCAGAUCAUCUACAUGAAGGCAAUGUGCUGCCUCUAGACGGAGAAUUUAUGGUGGAUCCUUCUAGAACAGAGGAAGUGCCAUUAGAGAAGGAGGCAGAAAAGACUGACGUCGCUACAGAAGACGAAACCAAAAAUGAAAACGAGUCCGAAGAAGCUAUUCCCGAACCAAAGACGCCGGAAAUCCCAGCGAUUUCGACAAUCAGCGAGAACAUAGCACUAGCGAAUAAGGAAGAACAGGAGUUGCAAGAGCAAGAGGAGGAAAGGAAUAGGGAGUUGAGUGAGAGGGAGAAGAGGCGAGGCAGCUUGCCCGGUGAGGGGGAAAGAGACGGCAACAGGGCUGAUGGUGUGUCGUCGCAGGGUACCAACACUUCGACGUCGCCGAAGAGGCCAAGAAGUGCGUCAACUAGCACGCAGGUUGAUUCUAAUCAUUUUGAAACGAAGCGUCCCUCCAAGUGUUCGCGGCCGAUGUUCUCCCCCGGCCCGACUCGGCCGCCGUUCCGCAUCCCCGAGUUCCGCUGGUCCUACAUCCACCAGCGGCUGCUCUCUGAUGUCCUGUUCUCGCUCGAGACCGAUAUACAGGUCUGGCGCAGUCAUUCAACGAAGUCCGUGAUAGACUUUGUGAACAGCAGCGAGAAUGCAAUUUUUGUGGUGAACACGGUGCAUCUGAUCAGCCAGCUAGCUGACAACCUGAUUAUAGCGUGCGGUGGACUGCUACCCCUGCUUGCGUCUGCUACGUCGCCUAACAACGAGCUCGACGUCAUAGAACCCACCCAAGGCAUGCCAGUCGAAGUGGCGGUGACGUUCCUUCAACGGCUGGUCAGCAUGGCUGAUGUCCUGAUAUUCGCCAGUGCAUUGAACUUUGCUGAAUUGGAAGCAGAGAAGAAUAUGUCCAGUGGAGGCAUACUGAGGCAGUGCUUGCGAUUGGUCUGCACGUGUGCGGUGCGAAAUUGUCUCGAGUGCAAGGAGCGCCAGCGUCUCGCCGCCCGCGCGCCUGCCCACCACGACGAGGCCUCGCCUAAGAGCGUUGUGGCCAGUUUGGCAGACGUUUCAAGUCCCGUGAAGGACCCAGAAAGACUUCUUCAGGAUAUGGACGUGAAUAGACUGAGAGCCGUUAUCUACCGAGAUGUGGAGGAGACAAAGCAAGCGCAGUUCCUGUCGCUCGCGAUAGUCUACUUCAUGUCAGUGCUGAUGGUCUCCAAGUAUCGGGACAUCCUGGAGCCCCCGCCCCAUGCGGCGCCGGCGGCCAGGUCCUCGCAUCACGCCCCGCAUCACCACGGCUCGCGGCCUCUGUUCCCGCAAUGGUCGCACCACGUGUAUCCUCAGUUCUUGCCUGGUGGGCACCCCGCACACCGGCACCCGCACUGCAAACUCGACUGUCACGUUAACAAUAAUCACCACUCACGAAUCAAUAACUACCACCACCGUGCGCAUUCUAUCAGCGCAGACCACAAUGGUGAUGACGUGGAAUACGCAAUGAUAGUAGUGGAUGAAAAUAAUUCAACAAUGAAUGACCUGGACUCACCAUCAAUGAAGAAAAAGGAUACUGAGGGUGAAGCAGAAAAGGAAGGAAGCGAUGCAGCGAAGAUAGAGACCACAACGGACGAACUCAAACCAAGCAAUACUGACAAAAGUGCAAACAUUGAAAAACCAAAUCCAUCGCCUGCGUCCGAAAAAGAAGAACCUUUAUUCAAAUCCAGUCUUCGAAUGAAAACACAAGUGAAGCCAAAGCCUACGGCUCCAAGGUCUAAAAUACCUUCUGGGAUAACGGUGUCGGUGGUCAAUUUGAGUGUGGAUUCAAUCGAGGACGCAGGUUCCUUCCACCUCAACUCGACAGAGACCACCAACAAUGACCCAGAGACUUCAAGCGAAAUCGCUAUGGACGACAACAAGCUACCGGUGAGCAACGACGAGUCGUGGACGGACGUGAACCUGAAUGAGGACGGGGAGCGCGGGCCCGCCACCAUCACCGGCCGCACGCGGGACCACGAGGGGAACAUACAUGAAGACAUAGAGAAACAGAUUCAGCGCAACGAGUCCCACCACCUGCGGCCGCGGCACCAGAGCAACAGCUUCCAAGUGGCGCAGAGGCAUUUACAUUCGGACAACGACACACUCGCCGGGUUGACGAACGUCAUGAACUCUUCCAUGACAGUAGAGGGGGUCUCCCGAGAGGCGUCUCUGACUCACAAACUGGAGACGGCUCUUGGACCCGUCUGCCCCUUGCUCAGGGAAAUCAUGCUGGACUUUGCUCCUUUCCUCUCUAAGACCCUGGUAGGCAGCCAUGGGCAGGAACUGUUAGUUGAAGGCCUGCAAACCUUCAAAACGAGUACGUCAGUGGUAGAACUAGUGAUGCUGCUAUGCUCCCAAGAAUGGCAGAACAGUCUUCAGAAGCACGCAGGUCUGGCCUUCAUAGAGCUGAUCAACGAAGGCCGCCUGCUGUCUCACGCUAUGAGGGACCACAUAGUCAGGGUGGCAAAUGAAGCAGAGUUCAUACUGAAUAGGAUGCGAGCUGAUGAUGUUUUGAAACAUGCCGAUUUUGAGUCGCUAUGCGCUACAACAAGCGCAGAGCGUUUAGACGAGGAGCGAACAUGCGAGCGACUGAUCGCGGCGGCGCGUCGUCGCGACAACGCCACUGCCGCUAGGAUGCUCGACAAGCUGCGACAUGCCGCCGACCACGCGUCUGGGGAGCCUGGCAGCUCAACCACGCAGUUCUGGAAGCUAGACUCGUGGGAGGACGACGCGCGCCGCCGCCGCCGCCUCGUGCCCAACCCCCGGGGUCACAGCCACGCCGCCGCCGCGCUGUCGCGGUCGCCCUCCGUCAGCCAGCCGCAAGACGCUAUCAUGCAGGCGACAGAAGAGCUGCACGCGCGCAUAGCGGCGGGCGGCGGGGGCCGGGGGGCUCAGCUGCCGACGCCGGCCGCGGCUGACCUCCUUGACGACGCUGAACUCCUGGUAGAUGACCGGGAGAUUGAUGCUGAUCUUACUGGUCCAGUAAACAUAAGCACGAAGGCGAAGCUAGUGGCGCCCGGCCUCACGGCUCCUGGUACCGUCUCGCUGACGUCCACUGAACUCUACUUCGAGGUCGACGAGGAGGACCCGGAGUAUAAGAAGAUUGAUGCUGAGGUCCUCAAGUACUGCGAGCACCUGCACGGCAAGUGGUACUUCAGCGAGGUGCGCGCCAUCUUCUCCCGUCGCUACCUGCUGCAGAGCGUCGCACUGGAGAUGUUCCUCGCCAGCCGUACAUCAAUAUUCUUCGCGUUCCCCGACCAGGCCACGGUGAAGAAGGUGAUCAAGGCGCUGCCCCGGGUGGGCGUCGGCAUCAAGUACGGCAUCCCGCAGACAAGACGAGCGUCCAUGAUGUCUCCGCGCCAGCUGAUGCGCAACUCCAACAUGACGCAGAAGUGGCAGCGCCGCGAGAUCUCCAACUUCGAGUACCUCAUGUUCCUCAACACCAUCGCCGGUCGCACGUACAACGACCUGAACCAGUACCCGGUGUUCCCGUGGGUGCUCACCAACUACGAGAGCGAGGAGCUGGACCUCAGCCAGCCGUCCAACUACCGGGACCUGUCCAAGCCAAUCGGCGCGCUGAACCCGAGCCGACGGGCUUACUUCGAGGAGCGCUACAGCGGCUGGGAGCACGAGUCCACGCCUCCCUUCCACUACGGCACCCACUACUCCACCGCGGCGUUUGUGCUCAACUGGCUCGUCAGGAUUGAGCCGAUGACGACAAUGUUCCUCGCCCUCCAAGGAGGCAAGUUUGACCACCCCAACCGGCUGUUCUCUUCCAUAGCCAUGUCGUGGAAGAACUGCCAGAGAGAUACCUCCGAUGUUAAGGAGCUGAUCCCCGAACUAUUCUUCCUCCCGGAGAUGCUGGUCAACAACUCGGGCUACCGGCUCGGGCUGCCCGACUCUCCCUCCGGGGACGUGACCCUGCCGCCCUGGGCCUCCUCGGCGGAAGAGUUCAUCAGGAUCAACCGCAUGGCGCUCGAGUCAGAGUUCGUCAGCUGUCAGCUGCACCAGUGGAUUGACUUGAUCUUUGGGUAUAAGCAGAGAGGACCGGAGGCAGUGCGUGCUACAAACGUAUUCUACUACCUGACAUACGAGGGUGGAGUGCGACUAGACCAGAUCACGGAGCCAGUCACCCGCGCGGCUGUGGAGGACCAGAUACGCAGCUUCGGACAGACGCCAGCUCAGCUACUAAGCGAGCCUCACCCACCACGCGCGUCGCCCAUGCACCUCGCUCCGCUCAUGUUUGCAGCCGCCCCCGACGACGUCUGUCUGCGACUGAAGCUGCCGUCCAAUGCGGCCGUGGUCCACGUGUCGGCGAAUACCUACCCGCAGCUGGCCAUGCCGGCCGCUGUCACUGUGAGUUCAGCGCGAGCCUUCGCAGCGCACCGCUGGGUGGGCGGCGGCUGCUCGCACGCGGCGGCGCGCCACGCGGCCGACCACGCCGCGCCGCCGCCGCACCCGCUCGUCAUGGACCCGGUGUGGGCGCAAGGCGGCGCCCAGGCCCUGGCUCGUCGUCAGCUCGGCGACAACUUCUCUCAGCGCGUGCGGGCGAGGAGCAACUGCUUCGUCACCACCGUCGACUCACGGUUCCUCAUCGCCGCCGGCUUCUGGGACAAUAGUCUCAGGGUCUUCUCUACUGAGACUGCAAAGAUCGUCCAGAUAAUCUUCGGCCACUACGGCGUGGUGACGUGCGUGUCGCGCUCCGAGUGCAACAUCACGUCCGACUGCUACAUCGCUAGUGGCAGCGAAGACUGCACUGUGCUGUUGUGGCAUUGGUCGGCCCGUCACGGCGGCAUCGUGGGCGAGGGCGACACGCCGGCGCCGCGGGUCACGCUCACGGGCCACGACGCGCCCAUCAACGGAGUCCUCGUGUCGGCUGAGCUGGGACUCGUCAUCUCUUCUUCUAGAGACGGCCCAGUGCUAAUCCACACCACAUUCGGCGAGCUGCUCCGUCGCGUGGGCGGGCCGGGGGGGCCGGGCGGCGGCCCGCAGCAGCUGGCGUUGUCGCGGGAGGGGGUGCUAGUGGUGGCCUACGGACGCGGGCAUCUCGCCGCCUACACGCUGAAUGCGAGGCCGCUGCGGCAUUACACGCAUCAUGAUCAUUUCCAGUGCCUGCUGCUCUCCCGGUGUGGCGAGUACUUGGUCUGCGGCGGCGACGCGGGCGUGGUGGAGGUGUGGCGCGCGUUCACGCUAGCCCCGCUGUACGCCUUCCCCGCUGCAGGGGCGCCCGUGUGCUCGCUCGCGCUCAGCCACGAUCAGAAAUUCCUGCUGGCCGGUCUAGAGAAUGGCUCCCUGGUGGUGUUCCACAUAGACUUCAACAGAUGGCACCACGAGUUCCAGCAGAGGUACUGAGGGUAUCGGUACCGUUAGUAACUUAGCUAAGUAAAUUAUCAAUUAUAUUGACCAUUUUAUAAUACUAUCCUAUAGUACUAAUAGCUAUGGUCCUAAGAUAGUACCUUGAGGAAACCCGGAUUUUAUUAUCUGCGUAUAUGGCAGGAGACAUUAAACUGUUAUGGUUAUUUUGAAUUCUCAAGUGAGGGUAGUAUUAUGAAAUGUAGGAAAUAAACGUAAUAUAUUAAAAUGCUGGGUUGUAUAAAUAUUUGUUAGAAACGCAGUACCUAUGCUGUAUUCGGUAAGGGCAAGUGUACUUAAUGUGUUAAUUUAAAGUAUUUUUUUUUAUAAUUUGACAUUCCAUAUUUUGUUUGUGUUAUUUUUUGUACUUAAAAACAAAGAGUAUUUUAUUAAUUUUAAUAAGUCUUAAGUAAUUGUGUGACUACUGAUUUUAAUUUUAUUAUGUAGUGUAGUGCCAUAGGGAAAGACACAUCGGUGUACUAAUACCACUUAUUUGUGUCUUAACCUUUUAUAAUUCUUUGACAAAUAUCACCAAUGUAUUGCUCUUUUAUUAUGGUAGAUUUUAAAUGGUAACAUAGCUUUUGCUUGUUCAGCUUAUUUAAAUAAAGCAAGUCUUUCACUUGAAAAAAUACAUAGAUAAAAUUAUAUCUUGAUUAAUGGCACUUUUUGUGUGAGCAAUGAAUUUAUCUUAACGUUCCUUAUUUUAUUGUGAGUAUUGUGAAUUUAGUCCGUCCUUUUUUUGGAGAUUCGUCCUUUUAUUAUUUUUCCAUUCUUCGGUGGUGGGUAGUACUUAAUGUAAUGAAUUAAUGUUGUUGUAUUUAAUUAUACAUUUUUGGUUUUUAUUAAAUGGUUAUUGAAUGUAUUA